GGGAGGAGGGCGGCGACGGGCGAGCGGCGAGCGGCGCGGGACGCAGCGCCUCUGCACUUUUCCCACCCGAGUGUCCCCCCCUCCACCCCCUCCCCCCCACUCCACACACCCUGUUUGCCCGUGAGCCUGGGGAACUUGCAGCUUAAAGCCAGCCACCCCCACGGCAGCAUGUACCCCAGCAACAAGAAGAAAAAGGUGUGGAGAGAGGAGAAAGAACGUUUGCUGAAGAUGACCUUAGAGGAGAGACGCAAAGAAUACAUAAGGGACUAUGUUCCUCUGAGCACCAUUCUGUCAUGGAAGGAGGAGAUGAAGAACAAGGGCCAAAAUAAUGGAUGCAUCCCUAAAGUUGGAGAGAUGGAGAAUGUCAUGGGAGAGAGAACCUGCAGAUCCUUGCCUGAGACAAGUUAUGGAAAGAAAGUUUUACAGUCCAUAUUGAAUCAAGGAAGACUCAUUGAAGACUCCUUUGAGAACAGUCUACUUUGAAGAAGGCAAACAGACAAAAAGGGUGAUAGAAUCAUGCAGUUCUGUUGUGUGGGUAACAGUGUGAACUUCCUGAAGGCAAACAAAAAGGAUGGGAGAAACUUGCAGUUCUGUUGCAUGCCUAACACUGACCUUCCUGGACUCAACAUUGGGAACUGAGAAGGGAGUUGAGAAAUGAUGGAAUUUUGUGAGCUUUAAAGAAAAAAUGCUGGUCUUUAGUGUGGACAGACAGUUGGACUUUAGAUCUAGGACUGUGUGUAGUCAUCAGUCUUGAACAUUCGAAACACUUCUUUGUCCUUUAUGGAUGAUGGUAGCUGGCUUUCAUUUCAGCAGUAAUUCCAAGAUGAAUAUACAUAAAUAGUGUCUGCCAAAACCUAAAACAUAGUCUGUGUAUUUAUUACUAGAGCUUUGUAAUUUAUCCCUCUUGUAUUUAAAAAUUUUAUACUAUUCAACCUUAAUUGUGAUUUUUUUUUGU
This is a messenger RNA of Onychomys torridus (southern grasshopper mouse), 955 nucleotides long. RefSeq names its product ADP-ribose glycohydrolase MACROD2-like. NCBI's taxonomy places the organism in Eukaryota, Metazoa, Chordata, Mammalia, Rodentia, Cricetidae. The record is from RefSeq and is a predicted model, not a curated record. The transcript is spliced from 4 exons. Bases 169 to 483 code for a protein of 104 amino acids.